UCAAAUCACAUACAGCUAACUGUUCAGAGAAGAAAAAAAGACAUAGAGGUGUAUCAACCAUUGACAGAAACUACUGAGACUGCAAUAACUCUGGCAGCUGGAGGCAAGCACAGACAUGGUGCAGUCUAAGCACGCAGACAAGCUGUGUUUUGCCCACACCCAGCCCAGACACAGUACGGCUUCGGAGAGUUACAGAAGCACUGGAUCUUGGAGUAACUGCCUUCAAAAAAUCUUCACAAUGUUCCUUGCUAAAGCUUUGCUGAGUGGAGGAAGUGGCGGUGGUCGUGGGGGAAGCCUUGCACAUGGCCUCGGAGGUCUCCUAACAGGAGGUGGACGUGGAGGGAAUCUUGGAGGACUUGUUGGAGGUCUUGUCAAUCUUAUAAGUGAAGCAGCAGCUCAGUAUAAUCCAGAGCCACCUCCACCUCCUCACAGUCAUUUUAUGAACGUGGAAGCUUAUGAGAGUGAGGAAAUCAGGCAGUUUCGUCGCCUUUUUGCCCAGCUGGCUGGAGAUGAUAUGGAAGUGUGUGCCACAGAGCUAAGGGACAUCCUGAACAAAGUCGUUUCCAGACAUCAAGACUUGAAGACAGAUGGCUUCAGCUUAGACACAUGCCGUAGCAUGGUCGCUGUCAUGGACAGCGAUACAAAUGGCAAACUGGGCUUUGAGGAGUUUAAAUAUCUGUGGAACAACAUCAAGAAAUGGCAAUGCAUAUACAAGCAGCAUGAUACCGAUCAGUCAGGCGCUGUUGGGAGAGCUCAGCUGCCAGGUGCCUUGAAGGCUGCAGGGUUCCACCUGAACGAACAACUCUGCCAGGUAAUCGUGCGCAGGUACGCUGAUGAGGACGGCAGCAUGGAUUUCAACAACUUCAUUAGCUGCUUGGUAAGACUGGACAGCAUGUUCCGGGCCUUCAAGUCACUGGACCGAGAUGAAGAUGGACAGAUCAAAAUGACCAUUGAAGAUUGGCUGCAGCUGACCAUGUAUUCAUGAAGGCAUAGCAGAGAAGAAUAAGCUUCAACUGGAAGAUACACAUGGAAGACUAUAAUCCUGUACUAUAGAACUGUAGUCUUUCCCUUGU
Egretta garzetta (little egret) is the source of this 1073-nucleotide messenger RNA. It is a transcript of the gene CAPNS2, whose product is annotated as calpain small subunit 2. The transcript has a single exon. Bases 116 to 985 code for a protein of 289 amino acids. Gene Ontology annotation, molecular function: calcium ion binding. NCBI's taxonomy places the organism in Eukaryota, Metazoa, Chordata, Aves, Pelecaniformes, Ardeidae. The record is from RefSeq and is a predicted model, not a curated record.